AUGAAAAUAAGACGCACAAAAAUUCAAGCACAAUCGAUUACUGUAACAGCUGAAAGAUUAUCAGAUAAUUCUCGUAUAACAUUUACUAUAUCGUCUGAUAAAACAAUUGAACAUUUACGUUCUUUAUUAAAUCAUCAUUUACCACCAUAUAUACCGAAUAAAUUUUGUUUAUAUUCAUAUCAACGUGGUGCAUUAAUACAUUUUCAUCCACCAUCAUUCAAAUUAGAUUAUUUUCCUGUUAUAUUUGAUCAAUCUGUUCUAUUACUUAAAAUGGAUGAUCGAACUGUUAAUAAUAUUCAUAUAAAUAAUGAAAAAGAAUUACAUAAAGAAAUAAAAAGGUACAAAUUUUCGUUACUAAGAAAUCUUUUAUCGUCGACAGCUACGAAGAAUAAUGUUAAAAGACAAUCAUCAUCAACAACUGUUACAUGUUUAUCUAUAUUAAAACAAUUCUUUCAUCAAUCCUCCAAUUCGUCAAGAAUGAAUAUAGAUUAA
Molecule: messenger RNA, 492 nt
Organism: Rotaria sp. Silwood2
Lineage: Eukaryota; Metazoa; Rotifera; Eurotatoria; Philodinida; Philodinidae
Source: the annotation of a GenBank genome assembly